AUGGCAAAUGUCAAGAUCGCUAUCGUUGGUGCCGGCGUUAUUGGGCCUCGGCAUGCCGAUGCUGUUGCCAAUAGCCCAGAGGCUGAAGUGUUCGCUGUGGUUGACCCGACAUCUGUUGGCAGCACAUUGGCCUCUAAACUUGGGGUACCUCACUUCGGCUCAGUGACAGACUUGCUGGACUCAGAAACCAAGCCAGAUGCCGCCAUCAUCUGCACGCCAAACCAUACUCAUGUCUCCUUAACCAAGCAACUCUCGGCUGCUGGCGUUCAUGUCCUAAUCGAAAAGCCGGUUAGCACUGACGUUGCUAGCGGCAAGGAACUGCUGGAACAUAUCAGAAAGACCAAUGUUAAAGUCCUAGUAGGUCACCAUCGAAGGUUCAAUCCGUAUAUGGUCGCUGCGAAGAAAAUCGUUGCUUCUGGUUCAUUGGGACGGAUCGUGGGCGUGAACGGACUCUGGGCGCUGUGCAAGGCGUCCGAAUAUUUUGACCCGCCUACGGAAUGGAGAAGGAACCAGACGGGCGGCGUCAUGCUCAUCAAUAUGAUCCAUGAAAUCGACCUCCUUCAUUAUCUUUUCGGUGCAAUUGCUUCGGUCCACGCUGAGAAGACGAUCUCCUACAGAGGCCACGAAGCCGAGGAGGGCGCAGCACUGACUCUGAGGUUCAAAUCUGGGGCUGUCGGUAGCUUCUUCAUCUGCGAUAAUGUCCCGUCGCCGUGGAACUUUGAAUCUGGCACGGGCGAGAAUCCUCUGAUUCCCAAGACGGGGCAAGACUUUUAUCGCAUUUUCGGCACUGAGGCCUCUCUGAGUGUGCCAGAUAUGUCAAUCUGGUCAUACAAGGGUACACAGAAGUCGUGGCACUCGGAACUUAGGCAAAAGCGUGCCCCAGUCUCCGAGGGCGUGCCGUUUGAACUUCAGCUAAGCCACUUCUGCCGAGUCAUCCGUGGAGAUGACACACCUACCUGUACCGCUCAGACUGGUCUUGCAGCUCUUAUCGUUUGUGAAGCCAUCAAGAAAGCUUUGGAAGGCAAUACUACAAUGGAGAUUGAAGAAUACAGCUUGUGA
This is a messenger RNA of Neoarthrinium moseri, 1059 nucleotides long. RefSeq lists its product as uncharacterized. The transcript has a single exon. Gene Ontology annotation, molecular function: nucleotide binding. The record is from RefSeq and is a predicted model, not a curated record. The coding region runs from base 1 to 1059 and encodes 352 amino acids. Lineage: Eukaryota; Fungi; Ascomycota; Sordariomycetes; Amphisphaeriales; Apiosporaceae.